AGAGCAUGGGAGAGAUUGAAGGGACGUACAGAGUCCUACAGACACCGGGGACACGCUUGGGAACCCAGAGCCCCACUGGGGUGAGCACACUGGAGCCCGGCCAGGGCCUGUUGGCAGCAAUGGCACGGAACCCAGCCCGGGCGCAGGAGAAGCACCUCCAAGUCAGGGUGAAGCUGCUUGAUGGCACCGUGGAGACGUUCGACAUUGAGAUCUGGCUCGAACCUAUGAAGCCCAUCGUUAGGCAAGUCCGACGCCCAAAGAACACCUUGCUACGCCUAGCUGUGAAGUUCUUCCCGCCCGACCCAGGCCAGUUGCAAGAAGAGUACACAAGGUACCUGUUUGCCCUACAGCUCAAGAGGGACUUGGUGGAGCGACAGCUGACCUGCAGCGACACCACUGCGGCUCUCCUGGCAUCCCACCUCCUGCAGUCGGAAAUCGGGGACUAUGAUGAGACGCUGGACCGAGAGCACCUCAAAGUCAAUGAGUACCUGCCUGACCAGGCGCUCUCUCUGGAGAAGGUGCUGGAAUUCCACCAGCAACACACGGGCCAGACACCAGCCGAGUCGGACUUCCAAGUGCUGGAGAUUGCGCGUAAGCUGGACAUGUAUGGCGUCCGGUUUCACGUGGCUUCUGACCGGGAGGGAACCGAGAUUAACCUGGCCGUUUCCCACAGGGGUGUCCUUGUGUUCCAGGGCACCACCAAAAUUAAUACUUUCAAUUGGUCCAAAGUCCGUAAACUAAGCUUUAAGCGGAAAAGAUUUCUUAUUAAACUCCACCCAGAAGUCCAUGGGCCUUACCAGGACACUUUAGAGUUUCUGUUGCGCAGCAGAGAUGAAUGUAAGACUUUCUGGAAGAUUUGUGUGGAGCACCACACCUUUUUUAGGCUUUUUGAUCAACCUAAGCCGAAAGCUAAAGCGGUCCUCUUCAGCCGCGGCUCCUCCUUCAGAUACAGUGGCAGAACUCAAAAACAGCUAGUAGACUAUGUGAAAGACAGCGGGAAAAAGAAAAUCCCCUAUGAAAGAAGGCACAGCAAGACACGGAUGUCCGUUCGAGCUCUGACUGUGGACGUGCCCAAGCAGAGCGUCUCAUUCACGGAGGGCAUCAGGACUCCUGUCUCCCCCUCUUCAGCACACGCCGCCUUCUGUUCUGUACCUGCCUCCCCUGGGGCCCCGGCGACAGGCUUGCUUGGUUCCAAGGACAGCAGCUGCUUCCUGACAGCCCCCCAGAGUGUGGCCACAGACAGGAACAGUGGUGCCUCGGAUGGGAGCCCCGACACCACGUGGCCCCAGGGGCCGCCAGAACCCCAGGCCGGCCCAGGCUUCCCCACGCAGACGCCUCAGCCUUCCCCCUCCGCCCAGAAGAGCCCCCCGAGCUUGACCUCUGCGCUCCAGGUGACCCUGAGCCCCGGGGCGUGGAGCUCCUCCCCACUCCUGAGCCCCGUCCUCGGUGAUGCGGGCAGAGCCAGGAUGGACGACGAUGAUGAGCCCGCACAUAAGCGCCUGCCCACAGACCACACCUAUUUUAUAGCAAAGGAGAUGCUGAACACAGAGCGGACCUACCUGAAGGACCUGGAAGUCCUUACCGUGUGGUUCCGCAGCGCCGUGGUGAGGGCGGAUGCCAUGCCUGAGGGCCUGAGGACCCUGCUCUUCUCCAGCAUCGACCCCGUGUAUGAGCUGCACCGCGGUUUCCUGCGCAGGCUAGAGCAGAGGCUGGCCCUCUGGGAGGGACCACCCUCAGGUACCCCCACACGUGGUGGCCCCCUCAGGAUCGGGGACAUCCUGCUCAGGAACAUGCGGCAGCUACAGGAAUUCUCCGGCUGCUUCCAGAGGCAUGCUGAGGUGCUGACCGCGCUGGACAAGGCCACCAGGCGCUCCAAGAAGCUGGAGGCCGUGUGCAAGGACUUCGAGCUGCAGAAAGUCUGCUACCUGCCGCUCAGCGCCUUCCUGCUCAAGCCCGCCCAGCGGCUGGUCCACUACCGCCUGCUGCUGACCCGGCUGUGCAGCCAGCUCCCACCUGGCCACCCCGACCUCCCGGACUGCCAAGAGGCUCUGACGGCCACCACAGAGGUGACAUCGGCACUGCAGCCCAGCCUCAUGUGCCUGGGAAACCUGCAGAAGCUGAGGGAGCUGCAGCGGGACCUGGCCGGCAUUGAGGGGCUCGUGGUGCCCGGCAGGGAGUUCCUCCGGGAGGGCUGUCUGUGCCAGCUUACUGCAAAGGGGCUGCAAGCCAGGAUGUUCUUCCUGUUCUCCGACAUGCUGCUGUACACCAGCAGGGGCUUCCCAGGGACCAGCCGCUUCCAGGUCCGGGGCCUGCUGCCCCUGCACGGCAUGCUGGUGGAGGAGAGCAGGCAGGAGUGGUCCGUCCCCCACUGCUUCACCAUCUACACCGCCCAGAAGACGGUCCUGGUGGCAGCCAGCACACGCCUAGAGAUGGAGAAGUGGCUGGGGGACCUCAGCUCAGCCAUCGAAGCAGCCAAGAAAGGCAGCCCCAGCCCUGCACUCCCGACCGGACCUGCAUGUGCCCGCACCCCCCGACCUGCUGACGAGGCUGCCCCAGAGCAGGAGUCCGAGGAUGACAUUCAAGUUGCCCACGGCUCCCCAGAGGGGCUGGGCCGGCACCGUGCCAACACCACCCUGCAUGUGUGCUGGUUCCGCAACACAAGCGUGUCCAGGGCAGAGCUCAGUGCCGCCGCUGAGAACCAGCUGUCAGGGUACCUGCUGAGGAAGUUUAAGAACAGCAGCGGCUGGCAGAAGCUCUGGGUGGUCUUCACCAACUUCUGCCUCUUCUUCUACAAGACGCACCAGGACGACUACCCGCUGGCCAGCCUCCCUCUGCUGGGCUACAGCAUCAGCCGCCCCGAGGGGGCCGACGGCAUCCAAGAGCAGCGUGUCUUCAAGCUCCAGUUCAAGUCCCACGUGUACUUCUUCCGUGCAGAGAGCGAGUACGCACUGGAGAGGUGGAUGGAGGUGAUCUCAGGGCAAGCAGCACCGCUGGAAGGGAGUCCGGAGGGCCGAGUGCCAUGCCCACGCCCGCACCCGCAGAGCAGGCCUGCAGGAUGCCAGCCCCAGAGGACGACAGAGGGCCAGGCUGGCCAGCGUGCUGUGUCCAGGGCAGAGGGGGUACCCUUCACUCCGUAACUUCACGAAGCAGACAGACUGGCGUGGUGCACCCGACCCUUCUCAGGGCCUGACUGGGCCCAGAGCGGAUAAGCAGAGGUCUUGGGAGCCGAGGGUCUGGGAGCAAGGCUCCAAGAUGGACCCUCCCAAGCCCAGCCUGGCCAGGUGCACUUGGAGACAGCAGGACACCUGGGUCAGGGGCUUGGUUGGCAGCCGGCACCAGUCCUGCCUUCUGGGGGGCACUGGUUUUUGGGGACAGGGAGGGUCACACUAAUACAACACUUCCAAAUAAAACAUCUCCACAGAC
Echinops telfairi (small Madagascar hedgehog) is the source of this 3423-nucleotide messenger RNA. RefSeq names its product FERM, ARH/RhoGEF and pleckstrin domain protein 2 (gene FARP2). Gene Ontology annotation, molecular function: guanyl-nucleotide exchange factor activity. Gene Ontology annotation, cellular component: cytoskeleton. The transcript is spliced from 25 exons. The record is from RefSeq and is a predicted model, not a curated record. The coding region runs from base 6 to 3137 and encodes 1043 amino acids. NCBI's taxonomy places the organism in Eukaryota, Metazoa, Chordata, Mammalia, Afrosoricida, Tenrecidae.